Molecule: messenger RNA, 2420 nt
Organism: Morus notabilis
Lineage: Eukaryota; Viridiplantae; Streptophyta; Magnoliopsida; Rosales; Moraceae
Product: protein DA1
Exons: 12
Coding region: 711-2261 (516 amino acids)
Molecular function (GO): ubiquitin binding
Source: RefSeq, a predicted model, not a curated record
GUUGUCUUUUGUUCUUAUUUUCGUUUGCCCUUUUACGCUUUCCUCAAGGGCAUUGCUGGGUGUCUUGUCGUUGAAGAAGUUUCAAGGUUCCCCCACCCAGAAAUAUAUGCUUUCCCAACUUCAGGAAUAUAAUUGAUUUUCCCCAUCUGGGUUUUAAUGGAACUCGUCAAUCCCUUUUAAGUUAAGACUUGAGACAAAAAACCUUUUGAAAACUCCUACAUUUUUCUCCAAAUUUGACUUUCAAAUGGCGUACAAUUGAGAAACUCUUCUUAUUCUCCUAUUAUUUUGCUUUGCUUUUAUACAACUUCUCUCUCUUUCUCUCUCUGUCUCUCUUCUUUUUUAUUUAGGAUUUAUUCUGUGCACGUGAAUGAUCGAAAUUAUUUCCUUUUCCCAUUUUCCUCUGCGAUUGUUCCUUUGCCCUGCCAGAUACUGCUCUGAAUCGAAAGAAACAAUAAAAGGGUAUCCUUGUUUUUCUUUUCAUAUCUGUCCUCCUUCAAUAGAUUAUUCAUUUACCUCAGAAUAAAGAGGCUCCGAACAAGAAUAUAUAAUUGUAUAUAUUUUUUUCUGAUGAAACUGUAAAACAAAUGUUGCUUUUGAGAGAGUUGGGAUCAUAUCUGAUCUGGGUCUGCUCUACUUUCACGGUUCCUUUGGUUUGUUGAUUGGUUAGAGUUAGAGAUUUAAUUGGCCAUGAGCAGAUAACAUUGCGCAUUAUGGGUUGGCUUAGCAAAAUUUUUAAAGGCUCUAGCCAAAAAAUUUCUGAAGGUCAUGGUGGCCAUUACCAUGAUAGAUAUGGAGAGGAUCCAACUUCUUAUACUCCUUCCCAUUCAGGGGAAAUGUGGUCAGGAAAUGAGAAUGAGGAUAUUGACCGAGCAAUUGCACUGUCUCUCUUAGAAGAAAACCAAAAAGGAAAAAGGUUAAUUGAUAAUGAGUCUCAACUGGAAGAAGAUGAGCAACUUGCUCGAGCUAUACAAGAAAGUCUUAUUGUGGAGUCUCCUCCCACAUAUGGAAAUGGAUAUGGAAAUGGAAAUGGAUAUGGAAAUGGAUAUGGUUAUGGAAAUGGACAUGGGAAUGGGAAUGGGAAUGGUAACCACAAUAUAUAUCAACCUAUCCCAAUGUACUACCCAAUGGGGUACAGGAUAUGUGCUGGUUGCCAAGCCGAGAUUGGUUAUGGACGCUAUUUGAACUGCUUGAAUGCGUAUUGGCAUCCAGAAUGUUUUCGCUGCCAUGCUUGCAACCUUCCAAUUUCUGAUUAUGAGUUUUCAACAUCUGGAAACUACCCCUAUCAUAAGUCUUGUUAUAAGGAGAACUAUCAUCCAAAAUGUGAUGUUUGUAAACACUUUAUUCCAACAAACCAUGCUGGUCUUAUUGAAUAUAGGGCACAUCCAUUUUGGAUCCAGAAAUACUGCCCUUCUCAUGAACAUGAUGGUACUCCUCGGUGCUGCAGCUGUGAAAGAAUGGAGCCACGAGACACGCGAUAUGUCACCCUUAAUGAUGGUCGAAAGCUCUGCCUAGAAUGCCUUGACUCUGCAAUCAUGGAUACCAGUCAAUGCCAACCUCUCUAUCUUGAUAUACAAGAAUUUUAUGAAGGUUUAAAUAUGAAGCUGGAGCAGCAAGUUCCAUUACUCUUGGUUGAAAGACAAGCACUAAAUGAAGCAAGAGAGGGAGAAAGAAAUGGCCAUUAUCACAUGCCUGAGACCAGAGGUCUCUGCCUUUCCGAGGAACAAACUAUUAGCACUAUAUCAAGGCGGCCAAAGUUUGGAGCAGGAAACCGAGCCACGGAGAUGCUAACAGAACCAUACAAACUCACACGUCGCUGCGAGGUGACUGCGAUUCUAAUAUUGUAUGGGCUCCCAAGAUUGCUGACAGGGUCAAUCCUAGCUCAUGAGAUGAUGCAUGCAUGGCUACGGCUCAAAGGUUAUCGAACUCUGAGUCAGGAUGUUGAAGAAGGAAUCUGUCAAGUUGUGGCUCAUAUGUGGUUGGACGCAGAGCUCAUGUCUGGAUCAGGCAGCAAUGUAGCGUCGACCUCAUCAUCAUCCUCAUCAUCAUCCUCGCUGUCAUCAUCGUAUUCUUCAACUGCAUCGAAAAAGGGAACGAGAUCUCAGUUUGAGAGGAAGCUUGGGGAGUUCUUUAAGCAUCAGAUAGAGUCAGACAUUUCACCAGUGUAUGGAGAUGGAUUUAGAGCCGGUCAACAGGCAGUGCACAAAUAUGGUCUUCGCAGGACCCUCGACCAUAUUCGAAUGACGGGGACCUUUCCUUAUUGAUAUACCCGAUUCUUUUCUUUUUCUUUCUUUAUUUUUUCCUUCCUUUUAGCAGAAUUAAAGCUUGCUCUUUUGAUUUUUUUUUUUUUUUUUUCAACUGAUUCGAUUGACAGUGCACAGAAUAUUCAUUCAGUAUAAAGCAGGUUUUAGUGGUGCUGGUUC